AUGCCGGAAUCGGCCGGGCGAACACAGCAGAGGACACGGCGGGCUCGCAGGGAGAAGGCUGCUAGACUGGUCUCCGUCUCUUCUAACCCUUGCUCUGGUGAUCUAAGGACCGCAGACAUCAUCACGUCUCAUGCAGGUCCAUUGACCCGCAUUAGACCUGAGGAUGCAGAGGAACAUUCCACAGCGGAGGGGGAAAGAGGUUACUGCUGUGUGACUGAGGAUCAGCCACGCAUCGUGUAUCGCAGUAAAAAGGUCAAGUACCUGGAAUGUGGGAUGGCGCAGGAGCACUACGCACGCGCUUCUGCGUCUUCAUGCAUCUUGCGCAUGCGCACUGGCCACACCAGCGCUAGAUGCCCUGCCAGAAGGAGCCCCGUGCCAGCGCUGGCGAGCCUGGCACUUCUUCUGGGAGUGAAGAUCACUAAUCCAACCGGUCUUAUUGGAGCUCCAUGCCAUGAUGUCAUCGUGGCAUGGAGCUAUAAAAGAGCGUUUAAGGACCCUAUAGGAAGUGGACACAUCAUCACGCAGAGACACAUAAUGGAUGAGGAUGAGGAUGAGGAGAGUUUCACCACUUGAUUGGCAUACACAAAGAGUCCCAAGACAGCAAAAAGAACUUCAUUCCAGGAUGAGCUAAAGAAGGUCGUCAAUGCUCGAGUUUCCCGACAGAAGGCUAUUGAAGAAACUGAAUACUCCGACUACUCGGAUGAAUUUGAAAGUGAUGAUGACAGUUUAGACGACUCUUUCAAGAAGACAAAAACCAUUACAACAAAAUCACAGAAGUCUUUCCAUGAUUUCCACUUCUCAGAUGAUGAAGAUGAGGAUUCACAUAGCAAAGUGUCCUUCCUGAAAACUAGGAAGCAGGACAACAAUGAGCCAGACUAUAACCUGACUGAUGGCAGUAUCCGCAAAGGAGACUAUGAACGUAUUCUGCCCAAGUCACCACUCUCUGGGGAUAUGAAGAAUGGAGGUCUUUUAUCAGAAGGCCAUAAACCUACUCCAAAGCCAAGAGAGUCCAGGAUGAAACGAUCACCAUCACCUCCAGGUUCUGGAAUUUCUACAUUGGAUGGGGACUUUAAACCAACUCCACAGGACAGGAGCAGAGACAAGACAGAGGGAAAACACACCAUGAAUAAACCUGUAUUAGUCUCUGCCCCAUCUUCUCUAACAAGACGAAAUGAUACCGUUUCUGCUUCAGAAGCACAGUCCUUUUCUGAGACAUAUAGCCCUGAGGUGCUUCGGCUAUUGAAUUCGCCUUCACCAACAGCAAGACUGAGAUCUCCUACUAUGACAGCUGUUCAAAAAGACAUUGCAAAGGAAGAAGAACCAGGGUCACUUAAAGCUCUCAAGAUCAGAGAAUUUGAUGGACAUAGGAACACUGAGUCACAUGUUAGUGAAGAAGAUCCCCCUUCGGUUCUUCAAAUGAUGUUAACCAGUGUAAAGGAAAAGUCUGUUCAGGAAAAAAACAAAGAUGUUUGCCUCUCAGAAACUCGUGAAAUCUACAACUCAAGUGAGCAAGAUAAAAUCCUUGGUAACAAACAUUCACAGAACGAGCUUAAUCUUCAAAAGAAGACAGAUGAGUUUAUGAAACUAGGUACAUCCCAAUCAAGCAGAUCUAUAGCUGCUGAACAAAACAAAAAGUCAUUCAAGCACAGAAGACCGAAUUCUGCUAAGUCACGCUACCUGGGAACUUUAACUAUAUUAGACAAAUCGGCCUAUGAAAAUAAUGGGGAGAUAGAAGCUGCAGAUACGUUGCGUGCCACUGUUUACCAGAACUGGUUGGAAAAGAAGAAAGUGUUUCUUCAUGAAGUGCAUAAAAAUAAAAAGGCUGAAGCCGAAGAAGAGAAAGAAAAAUUAAAAUUGCAGAAUGCCAUGAAGAAGGAGGAGGCCAUGGCUGCUUUCAUGGCCUGGAAAUCAGAAAAGAAAAAGGAAAUUAAAGACAUUCGAGUGAAGCAAAAACUGGAAGAAAAGAAAAAUAUGGAAGAAAUUCAAGAUAGUGCAUGCAAGAAAGAGGAUUGCAGAAAGGCUUUUGAAAAGUGGAAAGCAUCAAAGGAAGAUCAUUUAAAAGAAAAAGCUCUUAAAGUAAAGGAUCUUGAAAUAGAAAAAAAACAGAAUGAGCAAAAAAUGAUCACGGAGAAAAAAAGCAACAACAUGACUGCUUUUACAACAUGGAAUGAAAGAAAAGAACUUGUGCUGAAGGAAAAGAAAAAGGAAAAAAAGUAUGAGAAACUAAAACUGGAGAAAGUAAAAUCUGAGAAAAAUGAAAAGGAGCAAAGAGCUUUAGAACUAUAUGAGCAAUGGCUGGAGAAAAAAGAGCAGCAGGAAAAGAUUGAAAAGCAGAGAAAGCUGAAAGUUAUUUUAGAUGAUGACCCCCCGCCCCCGUGGAGUCCUCCGGGAAAAACUAUCCCAGCAGGCAGAUGACCGUGGCCUCAAUUCUCUCCAUUCUGCAAACUGCAAUAUCAAUAUUUCUUAACAUUGCACUAUGACUUGUAUGAGCUUUCUUGUUUUGGUUCUAAACAUUUACACACAAGGGUGUGAUAUUGACUUGGUGAUGUUACAUAUCGCGUCAACAAAAAAUACAAGGCAAGCAUAUUCAUUAUUGGUGCUGUAAAAUAUUGCUUGGCUGUACAAUGAAG
Molecule: messenger RNA, 2630 nt
Organism: Nanorana parkeri
Lineage: Eukaryota; Metazoa; Chordata; Amphibia; Anura; Dicroglossidae
Gene: MAP9
Product: microtubule associated protein 9
Exons: 18
Biological process (GO): mitotic spindle assembly; regulation of mitotic cytokinesis; mitotic cytokinesis
Cellular component (GO): astral microtubule
Molecular function (GO): microtubule binding
Source: RefSeq, a predicted model, not a curated record